AUGCCAAACCAUUUAUUCAGAACUCACCCAAGAACUUAUGGAAAGGAUUCAAGAGGUAAUUCAAAUUGACAUUUCAUAGAAUGCAGAGUAUGUGCUGCCAGAUAAGGUUUGAUUAGAAAAUAUGGCAUGAAUGUAUGCAGAAGAUGUUUCAGAGAAAAUUAUGAAUUGAUUGGAUUUCACAAGGUAAUUCAUUUACUUAAUUUCAGUACAAUUGA
Messenger RNA from Paramecium pentaurelia, 215 nucleotides. Lineage: Eukaryota; Ciliophora; Oligohymenophorea; Peniculida; Parameciidae. The record is from the annotation of a GenBank genome assembly.